This is a messenger RNA of Delphinapterus leucas (beluga whale), 8061 nucleotides long. The record is from RefSeq and is a predicted model, not a curated record. NCBI's taxonomy places the organism in Eukaryota, Metazoa, Chordata, Mammalia, Artiodactyla, Monodontidae.
UUUACCGCUUGCCCUGCUGCUUGCCCCCCUUCUACAAAAUGCUCCUACUGAAGCUUUUAGUCCAGAAAAGAUGCUCCUCUGGCCAGACUUUCCUCCCUGUAAAGACUGCUGAGCCACAUUCAGUGAAUUUGCCCAAGUUGUUGUAUUGUCUUUACAAACUUGCUACCCGCGAAUCUAGGUAGAGGUGGGGUUUGAAAAACCAGAGAUUUGGUUUAACGAGAGGGAAUGUUUGGGGCAGCAAGUAUAAACCUCACCAAAUACUUCAGCUGAAAAUAUUCUCUGAGUUGAGCACAAGGUCCCAGCAUGGAAAGAUGUACAGGGUUGUUUUUCCUGGCACUUCUCCCUCUCCACUCUCCCAUAUGGUAGCUCCCCUAGUUCUUAAUGCCCCCUGGCAACCAUGCCCUUGUCUUGCUGGGCCUGAAUCACAGGUGUUGGGUGCUGUUUAAUUUUGAGUUAAUUGGCCUUAUUGCUGUUAGGCUCUUGUGUGGUUUCUUGAAUUCAUGAAUUAGUCAUUAAGUUGUGUUUACCAGGCAGGCACCCUGGCAAUCUGUGGUCUGUCCAGCUGACCUUCUAUUAGAAGGAUGCUGUUUGUGCAGCCUUUAGUAAACAAUGGUGGGAAAAACAGAAUUCUCUUUGGGGACCCUUUAACUGCAGCCUUUUCUUCCACCUCUUACCUUUGCAGGUGGUUUUGUGCCUUACUUGAGAAUUUUAGUGGGCUUAUCUAUCAGGGUGGGAUGCGAGCUGUGUUCUGAGACUUAACAGAGGCUUUUGUAUUAUUUUUGUAGCCACCUGUAAGGGUUGAGGAAAGUCAGUUAUUAGAUGAAUUUUCCCCAGGAGGACUCACCUCUAGAAUAAAUGAAAUUAAAUUAGAUAACUGGGAUUUCCUUCUUGGGGCAGUUGUUGUCAGGUUCUGUUUCUUUUUUUAAUACAAUUGAGAAAGCACUUGAAAUUUCAGAGUCACAAAUAUGUGUCACAAAACUCAACACAGUCUGAAAGCACAUAGAUAUUUAUGGUUUAUUAUUCUAAUUAAUGUUUAGUAAGCCUUGAGAAGCUGUCAUUUACUGUCUAUCCUGGGUAGGGGUAAAUUUCCCAGCUCAGGGUAAACAACCUGUAAUUAUGUGGUUAAUGAGAUAAGAAGCUCUAACUACUUUCUUAGAGCUUUGAAGUGCCUUUCUAACAAGUGGCUGGUAACUGAAAUGAAGGCACAAGAAUUUCAACCUUACUCCCUAGGGGUGGACUGAUGUGGUGUGGUGGCACAUUGUCUUUGAUGGUAUGUUGUGAAUGCUUCAGAUUUCUAGGUGUGAUCAUCUCAGAGUUUGAAAUCACACACUUUAUGAUUUAUGCGAGGGCAGGGUGAAUCUAGUUAAUUGAGCGGGUUGUAAGCUUUUAAACCCCCAACUUGGACCAACUUGUCUUAUUCACUGGUUUUGUUUAUACAAGGAGUAACCAACAGUGCCUUACAUGCACUUAAAAAAAAAAACUUUCUGGUAAUAAAAAUUAAUAUUGGUUUAAAAUAAAACUUAACCAAUUCAAUGCAUGGACUGACCAUUUCUGAACUAGAUUAUGAACACAACUUAUGCUGUUGCUGUGUCUUGGCUGUUGGCUUAAAAACCUCAGCAGAAAGUGUCAUAUUGGUUGUAAUUUUUCUUCCGUGAAAUAAGAGAUGGGUUUCAUUUCUGGGUGAAGCAUUGUAAUUGUCUUGUACUUUCAGUUCUGGUUAGAUUAGAUAGACAGUAGAAACAAAGAGGGAAUAUGAAGGUAGGAGAGGUAUUACUUUAAUGUGAUAUGUAGAAAAAAUAUACAGGGUUUUCUAUUUUCUGGGGGUUAGAGCACAUGCUAGAGAUUAAAAAGAAGUAAAAGCUAGGAAAUUAAUCAAAUAACACAUUACCUAUAAACAUUACAAUAUUUGUAAAGCAUAUCAAAGGCUGUAUAAAGUUGGGACAUUCAGAGCCAAUCUAUAUGCCUCAGUGAUAGUUGGGUCAUACGGAGUCAUUAUCAUAAGGAAGUGAUGUAUCUCUGAAGGAGGUAUAAGUAGUCUCUAGCUGCUUAUAUGAGAAGCCAUAGAUUGUUUAAGCCCGGUCCCCUAGCAGACAGUGGCAAUGUGUACCAUGCAUUUCUGAGAAAUAAAGCCGGGAAAUGUACAGCAAAACAACGGAACUUAGUAUAUAAGCAAUUUAAGAAAUAUGACAUGAGGAGGGUCCAACGAUCUGAACAGCAGUCGUAGUCACGUGCAAUUCAUGUAUACUGGCGUUGUGCUUAGAAAUCUCUUAGGAUAGCAGUUUUAUUAUGUGGCCAUUGUGACCAAGAAUACUGAUUGUUUCACCCAGUUUGGGAAGCUAACUGUGAAUGUAUAAUCAUGCUAAGUUUGAUUUGUUCUCUGCUGGGUGUGCAUUAAUUAUUGGGAUCAUGGUUUGUCCUUUUCUGCCAGGGUGCACAGAAAAGGCUUCUUGAGUGCCUUAAAGGGAAGGCUCCCUCUUGCUGGGCAGAGGUCUAUGAAGGCCGCUGGGGCUAAGACUCUCCCAUACUGGCCAGAAAGGGAAGCCGGAAGGACUUGGACUCGCUGAUUUUUGCUGACACCAUUCAGUCCUGCUGCUGGAAACCUUUAAUGAGCUGGCGUUUCAGAACCGCGUGGCAGGGCAGGCUGCUUUCUCAGACACACACAGCUCUGACGGCUGGCUUCCCUUAGCUCACCGAAGCUCUUUCUGCCUGGCCGGGAGGAUCUCCUGGCUGACUUGCCACUGGACCCAGGAAGGCAGGAGCAUCAGCCAUUAGGCUGGCCCAGUGCUCAAGAUAAACAUGAAGAUACUUAGCGGAGCAAGACCUGGAGGCAGGCACACAGCCUCUCCUCAGUGCAGCGUUUCAGGCAUGUGGGUUUGUGUUUGGAAUUGGAGAGAAGGUGCUCUGAUGAUCCAGCAGGCUUUGAGCUCCAGUGGCAUACUAAUUUUUUUUUUUUCCUGUUGCUGGGAUUGCCUUCCGUUGACUAUGGAAGCAGAGGAAUCGCAACGGGAAUCAUUUCCUGUGCUUACAUCAUGCCGAGCCUUCCUUGUCACAGCACGAAUCCCCACCAAGCUCGAGGUAACCUUCAGCUACCUGGAGAUUCACGGUGUCCUGUGCAGGAAGCCAACUCAGAUGGUUGUGGAAACUGAGAAGUGCAGCAUCUCCCUGAAGAUGGCAUCACCUGAGGACGUGAGUGAGGUGCUGGCGCACAUCGGCACCAGCCUGCGGAAGAUCUUUCCUGGCUUCUCCCCAUUGAGAAUCAUGAAAAAAGUCUGCAUGGAGCCAUCUGAGCGACUGGCCAGUCUCCAGGCUCUGUGGGACAGCCAGACUGUGGCCGAGCAGGGCCCCUGUGGUGGAUUUUCUCAGAUGUAUGCCUGUGUUUGUGACUGGCUUGGAUUUUCAUACAGGGAAGAAGUACAAUGGGAUGUGGAUACAAUUUAUCUGACACAAGACACCAGGGAAUUGAAUUUACAAGACUUCAGUCAUCUUGACCACAGGGACCUAAUACCUAUCAUUGCUGCUCUGGAAUACAAUCAGUGGUUCACUAAGGUGUCCUCUAAGGAUCUAAAACUGUCCACUGAUGUCUGCGAACAGAUCUUGAGGGUGGUGAGUAGGUCCAAUCGACUGGAAGAACUGGUGUUGGAAAACGCUGGACUCAGAACAGAUUUUGCACAAAAACUGGCCAGUGCUCUAGCACAUAAUCCCAACUCAGGACUCCAUACGAUUAACCUUGCUGGCAACCCACUGGAGGAUCGAGGUGUGUCGUCUUUAAGUAUUCAGUUUGCCAAACUCCCAAAGGGAUUAAAGCAUUUAAAUUUAUCUAAAACCUCAUUGUCACCUAAAGGGGUGAAUAGCCUUUCUCAGUCACUCAGUGCCAACCUGUUGACCGCCACCACUCUUAACCAUCUGGACCUCUCAGGGAACAUCCUUCGCGGAGAUGACCUCUCGUCCAUGUACAGUUUUUUGGCCCAGCCAAAUGCCAUUGCUCAUCUGGAUUUGUCCAAUACAGAAUGUUCCCUGGACAUGGUCUGUGGAGCUCUUCUCCGUGGCUGCCUUCAGUAUUUAGCUGUGCUCAAUCUCUCCAGAACUGUCUUUUCUCACCGGAAAGGAAAAGAAGUACCCCCAUCUUUCAAGCAGUUUUUUAGUAGUUCUCUGGCUCUGAUGCAAAUCAACCUUUCAGGCACAAAACUGUCUCCUGAGCCCUUAAAAGCGCUGUUAUUGGGCCUGGCUUGUAAUCAUAACUUGAAGAGAGUUUCUCUUGAUCUCAGCAACUGUGAGCUUGGCCAUUGUCUGAGAUCUGGAGGUGCGCAGGUAUUAGAAGGCUGCAUCGCCGAAAUCCACAACAUCACUAGCCUAGACAUCUCCGAUAAUGGUUUAGAAUCUGACCUAUCUACCUUAAUAGUGUGGCUCAGUAAAAACAGAUCCAUACAACACCUGGCGUUAGGCAAAAAUUUUAAUAAUAUGAAAUCCAAAAAUCUGACACCUGUGUUGGACAACUUAGUACAGAUGAUUCAAGAUGAAGAAUCACCUCUGCAGUCCUUGUCCCUGGCUGACUCGAAACUCAAGAACGAGGUCACCAUCAUCAUCAAUGCCCUGGGAAGCAACACCUCCCUGACCACAGUGGACAUCAGUGGGAAUGGCAUGGGGGACAUGGGGGCAAAGAUGCUGGCCAAAGCGCUGCAGAUCAACACCAAGCUCAGGACUGUUAUAUGGGACAAGAACAACAUUACUGCCCAAGGCUUUCAAGAUAUAGCUGUUGCUAUGGAAAAGAACUACACGUUGAGAUUUAUGCCAAUUCCUAUGUAUGAUGCUUCUCAAGCCUUAAAAACAAACCCUGAAAAAACAGAAGAGGCUCUGCAGAAGAUAGAAAACUAUCUGCUCCGGAAUCACGAGACUAGAAAAUACCUUCAAGAGCAGGCCUACCGCCUACAGCAGGGCAUCGUCACCAGCACCACGCAGCAGAUGAUUGACAGAAUAUGUGUGAAAGUACAAGAUCAUCUCAACUCUUUACGAAACUGUGGGGGAGAUGCUGUCCAGGAAGAUCUAAAAUCAGCAGAAAGGCUCAUGCGUGAUGCUAAGAACUCUAAAACGUUGUUACCAAAUUUAUACCACGUUGGUGGUGCAUCUUGGGCGGGAGCCAGUGGCUUGUUAUCCAGUCCAAUUCAGGAGACCCUGGAAUCAAUGGCCGGAGAAGUUACGAGAGUUGUAGAUGAACAACUCAAGGCGUUGCUUGAGUCCAUGGUUGAUGCUGCCGAGAAUCUUUGUCCCAAUGUGAUGAAAAAAGCCCACAUUCGGCAAGACCUGAUUCAUGCCAGCACUGAAAAGAUUUCCAUCCCACGUACCUUUGUUAAAAAUGUCCUGUUGGAGCAGUCUGGAAUUGAUAUCCUUAACAAAAUUAGUGAAGUGAAGUUGACAGUGGCCUCCUUCCUAUCUGACCGAAUCGUGGAUGAAAUUCUGGAUGCACUUUCACACUGCCAUCACAAACUGGCCGACCAUUUCAGCAGACGUGGCAAGGCCCUUCCUCAGCAAGAUUCCUUGGAGAUCGAGCUGCCUGAGGAGAAGCCCGUUAAACGCUCCAUCAUCAUGGUGGAGGAGCUCACAGAGAUAGAACGUUUGGAAGAUCUGGAUACUUGUAUGAUGACUCCUAAAUCCAAAAGGAAGACUAUCCAUAGCCGAAUGCUGCGGCCUGUUUCCAGGGCAUUUGAAAUGGAAUUUGACCUUGAUAAAGCCCUGGAAGAAGUGCCAAUUCACAUUGAAGACCCGCCUUUCCCAUCCAUCAGACAAGAGAAGCAGAGCUCAGGGUUUAUCUCUGACUUGCCGUCCGAGGAAGGAAAGAAGCUGGAGCACUUUACCAAGUUAAGACCAAAACGGACUAAGAAGCAGCAAUCCACGCACGCAGCGGGCUGUGCUACCAGCCUAGUCUCCCAAGAUGGUGAACAGAAUGGUCUUAUGGGGAGAGUGGAUGAAGGUGUAGAUGAAUUUUUCACCAAGAAGGUGACCAAAAUGGAUUCCAAGAGAGGGUCAGCAAGAGGCUCAGAGUCCCAUGAGCUUAGUGAAGGAGGAGACGAGAAGAAAAAGCGAGACUUUCGGAAAAGUGGCUUUCUCAACUUAAUCAAACCCCGGACCAAACCUGAGCGGUCACCAACGGUCUUGAUGACAGAAGAACUCUCCUCUCCAAAGGCAGGAGUCAGAAGUCCAGCUGUGGACACACCCAGGAAGGACACGAAGCCAGCCGAGCACAAUGGCAGUGCUGAUCGGGUAGAGGAGAUCAAAACACCUGACUCCCUAGAAGAAAGUCAAGGGGAAGACGUGGGGAAGGUGGACCGGAGUGAGAGCAAGGGCAGCCCCCAAGGAGGGCGAAGGUACAGGGUCCAAAUGAUGGGCAGCGGGCUGCUGGCGGAGAUGAAGGCCAAGCAGGAGAUGAAAGCCAAGGCUGCUUGCUCACUGAAGAAACUUGGAAAUGAUGCCGUCUCCCAGGAUUCUUCCAGCCUGGCCUUGAGCAGCACAGAAUGGUUGGAUGGAGGUGGGGCAGUGCCUAAAGUGCAUCCAGAGAACCGCUUCGGUUUGGGAACACCAGAAAAGAACACCAAAGCAGAGCUCAAGGUGGAGGCGGGCUCCAGGUCCCGGAGCUUUUCCAGCAGGCCCACCAGCCCGAAGCCCCUCCUGCAGUCCCCCAAACCCAGCCUGUCGGUGCGGCCCACCAUCCCGCAGAAACCGAGAACCGCCUCGCGGCCUGAGGACAUCCCAGACUCUCCAUCCAGCCCGGAUUCCCCUAAAGUCGCUCUUCUUCCGCCUGUCCUGAAAAAGGUUCCUUCGGACAAGGAGAGAGAUAGCCAGGGCAGCCCACAGCCCAGUCCCAGGACGUUUUCCCGGGAAGUGCAAAGAGGAGAUUAUUACAAAAGGCAUUCAGAUCAUGACAGUGGCAAGCCUUCCAGUAGAGGGAAAAGACCUUCAAAACUGUACUCCACCAUUGCAGAAGAGGAAGUGAAUGCAAUUGGGCACAGGAGGUCACAGCCAACAAAUGUGUCCAGGAGAAGCUGGGGCCAGCAGGCCCAGGAGUGUCAAGAACAAAAGCAGUGGUCCUCCAGUAAAGAUGGCCAGCAAGGCAGCAAAUCCAGUGACUCUGGGGAAGAAGCAGAAAAAGAGUUUAUUUUUGUGUAACGGUCACCCACGUAGAAGUCUUACCAUGCGGGGUGCGUUUGCUGGCCAUCAGAGAGGAGCCAAGGGCAACACCUCUUCCUACUUCCUAAGCAUCUUCUCUUGGUGCUUUUUCCUUUGUCCUUCCCCACCCCACCCCCCCUCACCAAAACUGAAACAGAUCCAUCUCUCGGUAAUCAAAGCACAUGUCUGAUCUUCUCCCAACCCUUAGCAUUUGAUUUCUAUGCAUUCCUUCAUAUGCCUUCAGUGAAUGCCAGCAAUUAUCCCAUGGGCCCUACUUGAAUUUCUCUGAGGCAGCUACAGUUUGCCCUGUAAGAUGAGUUUUGGGAGGUAAACUAAGUAACUGGACACAAACUCACAAGUAACACCAUCCAGCUGACCCUGGGGUACUGCUGCACGUACCUGUGUCAAAUCUGCACUUGACUUGAUAGAGCAAUUUAUUCUUGAUGUAUGCAAUUGCACACUGUAAUUAUAUUAACAGAGCACACUAAUAAUUUGUAUAAAUUAUAUAUAUUAGAUCUUGGGUAUGGUUUUUGCAUUCUCCCAUGGGGAACUUCUUCCUUCCCGAUGUGGAAUUGUACAUUUUAACUUGGUCUGGUGACCUUUGUGAUACCAUCAACAAGCAAGUUAAGAACCGAGUGAAAGGCCCGUGGCUGAUUCUGUCAUGUGCCCAGAUUAAUGUAUAUAGUUGACUGGAAUGAGGUUUUAUGAAUAAUCGUGUUUUUUGAAGGCCUUUAAUUUCUGUCUGCAUAUUAGCUUUUAACGUGUGAUUAAGAGAGAAUACUUUGACACCUGUAAAAAAAUCAAACUACUACUUUUUAAGACAUUUCACAAAUAUUCACUUACAUUACACGCUGAAGGUAUUUUAUGCAUAUGUAUAUUUAUACCAAUAAAAUGAUUUUACAA